UAUACAGUGCGACAAAUGGCACUCUAUGAUAAUGACCAGGUGCUCGACAUACUGUCCUCAUUAGGCAUUACGGUUGGCARUCAUACUAAUAUAACCAUGCUCAAAAUUGAUUCACAAUGUCUAUAUGUUGCUGAAGAUACAGAAACUGGCAAGAUAUUGGGUCUUUGUUCUGGUUUUAUCAUUACUCGUGAGUUAGCAUUUGUGGGCGAAUACGCUGUCGUACCAAAAUACCAGCGCCAGGGUAUCGGUGCUGCAUUGUGGAAACGGUGUAUUGAACAYUGUUCCAAUAAACGUAACGUAGCCCUGUUCCCAGAGCCCAAAACUGUGGCUACUUUCCGGGAAAAAUCGGGAUUUCACGUGAUUCCUAACAGGCGUAUGUUAGCCUACUCGGGUAUACCGCAAACAUUUGGACUCAACAAAUACAUAGACUAUUGCGAUGUCGACUAUAUCACUGUUAAUAAUUUGGUGGAUGUCAUAGAGUAUGAUGAACAGGUGACGGGCAUCAAUAGAGCUCAGUUCCUUGAGUAUGCCAUCACAGAACCGGGCACUAUAUCAUUGAUGGCACGGUAUAUUGAGAACGGUGUUGUGGCCGGUUAUGCUAUUUUUAAGACUACUAAUGAUAACUCUAUAAGUCCACAGCCGUUGUACGCUAACAGUGAUGAGAUAGCGGAAGGCCUACUGUAUAAUGGCAUCGUUAAGUUCAUAGCAUACGAUACUAUCUAUUUGGAGACAUGGGAUGUGAAUGAAGGUGCAAACGAUUUAGCCUACAAAUUGGGACUUACAGUCAAGCGUCGUAUGCCUAUUAUGUUYACUAAAGAGGAUCURUCGGCUAACUAUAAAAAUAUCUAUUUUAUUGGUCCCACAAGUUUUUAUCCAUUUUAG
Messenger RNA from Oppia nitens, 882 nucleotides. RefSeq lists its product as uncharacterized. The transcript is spliced from 3 exons. The record is from RefSeq and is a predicted model, not a curated record. The coding region runs from base 16 to 882 and encodes 288 amino acids. Gene Ontology annotation, molecular function: acyltransferase activity, transferring groups other than amino-acyl groups. Lineage: Eukaryota; Metazoa; Arthropoda; Arachnida; Sarcoptiformes; Oppiidae.